UUCGGUGUUCAGCUAGCUCGAGCCGAGAGAGAGAGAGAGAGAGAGAGAGAGGGAGGGAGGGAGAGAGAGAGAAAGAGAGACUGUCCACCGAUUGGUCCUCGCGGCACCGAGGGACGCAAUUCGCCGAUUUGAAUCAGGUCGGUUUUUAAAAAUGGACGCGAAGAGUCGUCCCCUAUCACAUGUCAUCCGCUGCCUUUUACGUUCGAAAACACGUGCACUGUCAACAACGAAACGCGACAUUCGCCGAGCUAUGAUUCUCAGUACUUUCCAGAUAAACAUUUCCGCCGAGUUCUGACGUCGAGCGACCGCGUUAAAUUCGUGACUGCUCGAUAAAUUUUCAAAGGAAAACUGUCGAGCUUAUACGUGACGCGUUAGCGCCUCCGACGAGGAACUUGGCGAAUCUCCCUGCGAGAUAUUUCAGGGCGAUAAUGGAAAAGUAUCAGCACAUGAGAGCAUUCAUAUCCGCGGCGUUGGAUCACACCAAGCACCCCUGCGAAAAUGUGAUCUCCGCUAUACAAAGGAGCCUUGGAGUAAUAAGCGCGUCGCUGGACCUGAGUAUAUUUGAUCCUGGGACGAGCAUAGCCGCGGAAUUCUAUGUGAGCCUGUACGAGCUUAUGAACUCCUUAGGAUCGCGAUCUACCUUGAUCUGGAGCGCCGUAGAUGUUUUGCAAAAUGCUUGCCGGAACGUACCUGCCAGACAAUCGCUCAUCCAUACGUAUAAAUUUGCUCCGAUACUAGCGAGAUUACUGGAGGCAAAUCUGACGACUGAAAAGAGGAUACGAGUGCUGAAAUUACUGCAAGAGUUAACAUAUGGAAUUAAGAUAUCAUGGCAAGAGGCUCAUCUUCCGUAUUUAAUUUCAACGUUAACUCAAUGGGUAGUACAAUCAAAGGAAGAAGAGAUUAUCGCACUUUCUUUAGGUGUGCUGGUCAAUCUGUGUUAUAAAAAUCUUCCGGCGGUGUAUACGCUGAUGCGGACCGUCAAUACUAAAGCAUUUAUCAGAACGUUGUUGAAACUCCAAGAUCAUUUCAACACUAGUGUACAAUGUUGCAAAUUAUUGAUUAUAUUGGAGCCGACUAAUACAAACAUAUCUGAGAAGUAUAUCAUGGACUUUGCGUCGCUGACGUUUGCCAAUCUCAGAACAGCGCUGAGACAGAAGGACGUUUUAUUAUUGAGACAUAUCGUCGACUUUUUUAACGAUGUCGGACAAAACGAGCAUUCGCGAAAUGCACUGCUCACAUAUUCAAAUUAUGGCAAAGAUAUUGAAAAUAUAUUGGCCACUUUGGAAGAAAACGCGGAUCCAGAAUGCGUCGCCCUUAUGAUGGAAUUUUUACUGUCAUUAGUGAAGCUGAAAUUAACUGCCUUAACGCCUUUGUAUCCCGCGUGUAUAAAAUCAGCUAUGACAUGGGUGCCUGUGGAACAAGUAUGUUCGAAAGCUUUAGCGCUCAUACGGAGCGUGAUAAUUGAUUCCCGACGCACCAAGACCUCUGCCGAAGUUUUAACGGAGCUAGAUCCGUCGGUCCUUAUGCUUAUAACGAAUCCAGAGGACAACAUUAAUGGGCAAAAUGGGGGUCGAAACGCAGAAAUGGAAAUGAAGCAAGCUGAAUUGAUGCAGCUGUUUCAAGAAAUGAUUAAAACUCCUGCGCUGAAAAAGAAGAUUAUGAAAUCCUUCAGCGAACAUGCAAUGCGCAAACUGUUCAGUCACGUGCUGGAUAAUGAUUUUUCCGCUGCUGGAGAUUGGACUGGGAACUUUAUCCAGAAUGUUUCUACCAAUCUUUACAUUCAUGCGUUAGCCUUAACAGCAGACUUGGCAGCAAAUCAUUCCAACUGGUUAACACUGUAUUCCGAAUUGCUCAGUAGAAAACAAAUGCAAAUGAUAAUAGCGCUAGCAUUAUUCACCGGUGACGGAGAAGUUAAGCAGAAAGUCUUGCAGCUGACAUCGUCGAUUGGAUUUCCACAAGAAUGUGUUUCCGCAGUGGCACUUUGCAUGAAAGAAUUAGAACCGUUGAUAUUAGUUCAAAGUACUAAUAGCAACAUACUGGAAGUCACAAAUAAAGUAUCCUUGAGUUACGCCGGGAAUGAACUGGCGCCGUUAUUUUCCAUUGCACAAGAAGAGCGCCUCGAUGCAUUCUUAGCUAAGCUCAAAUCGACUUUCGAAUCGAAUCAAAGUGAUAUUUCAACGUCUGCAGUAAUGGAAUUAUAUGAAUAUAAGUUAGCAGCAAUGAGACAUUCUGAAAGGGCGUGGCAAUCAAGUUUAGAAGCAGCGAAUAAUCAUGCUACUAGUCUCCAACACAGAUUAGCGCAAGUAGUAGCUGAAUCUAGUAGAUUACAUCAGUUAUUGUUUGACACUCAACAAUGUUUGGAAGGAAUUAAAGUUGAAAAGUCUGCAUUAGCGGGAAAGCUUAGCGAAAUGGAAGAUCAAUCCAAGAAAGCGCUUCUUAUAAAAAAACAAGAGAUUGAAUCCUUGAAAAAAAUUGUGAUAGAGAAGUCGACAAAUGUGGAGAAUCUAAAUGAAAAACUAAUACAAUGUACAAAAGAAUUAGAAGCUUGUAACAAUCAAAUUGAUAUAUUAAGCAAAAAAGUCAAAGAAUUAGAUAAUGAACGUUUAGCCGCCGAAGCAAAGGCUAUGGACAUGGGCAAUAAAAAUCACGAAUUAAGUAAACUUUUACAAAAGGUUAAAGAAUCUCUUAGCAAGAAAGAACAGAUCUUAGAGGAAAAGAGUGCGGAGAUAGAAACAAAUCAAAGCGAUAUAUCUGCGCUUAAGCAAGAAAAUCAACAAAUGACACAUAUGCUACAAACAUAUGAGCAAACUAUAUCGGAAAAGGAAAGGAAUAUUCAAAGAAUGAAAGGGGAAUUGAAAGAAUUGAGUCGCAUGCGAGAUAUGAUCUUUGAACUUACUGCUAAAAACAAAGACGAUAUAAAUUCAAGUUAGCAAUCCUUUCAUUUUAGAAUUAUUAAUAAAUAUGGGAAAUGUAAAUGAAUUGAUCAAUAUAAAU
Temnothorax curvispinosus is the source of this 2994-nucleotide messenger RNA. RefSeq lists its product as uncharacterized. Bases 429 to 2930 code for a protein of 833 amino acids. NCBI's taxonomy places the organism in Eukaryota, Metazoa, Arthropoda, Insecta, Hymenoptera, Formicidae. The record is from RefSeq and is a predicted model, not a curated record. The transcript has 10 exons.